This is a messenger RNA of Eremomyces bilateralis CBS 781.70, 825 nucleotides long. Its product is annotated as PhyH-domain-containing protein. The coding region runs from base 1 to 825 and encodes 274 amino acids. The record is from RefSeq and is a predicted model, not a curated record. The transcript is spliced from 2 exons. NCBI's taxonomy places the organism in Eukaryota, Fungi, Ascomycota, Dothideomycetes, Eremomycetales, Eremomycetaceae.
AUGACAGCUACCUCUGAGUCCAUCAAUUCAUCAGUGGUCGACGCCGCGAAGACGAAACUGAAAGAGGAGGGAUGGUGUACUAUCCCAAACGUUUUGGAUCCUGACAGGACGAAAGACGCAUUAGAUAAGUUAUGGAAAGCUGCAAAGGAAAGCGAGCGGCAAGGCGUGGACACCUUCAUGCCGAAACUCGAUCCGAAUGCCAGCAACGUCCGAGUCUUCUAUCUCUUGGAACGGGACGCCUUGUUCCGCGAAUUGAUCGCGCAUCCCACCGCUGUGGAAAUGGUAAAAUCGGUAUUGGGGGAGAACUACUUGAUCAGCAACUUCACGGCGAAUAUCGCGCGGCCUGGGAGUAAGAGCAUGGGGCUUCACUCGGACCAAAGUCUCGUCGUGCCGGAUCCGUGGAAGGAGCCGUGGGCAUUGAACGUCGUCUGGUGUUUGAAUGAUGUCUACUUCGAGAACGGCGCCACCCUGUUCAUCCCCGGCAGCCACAAGUGGAUGAACCGAUCCGACGUGCCUGACAAUGCGGACCAGCUGCUUCGGCCAUUUGAAGCAAAGGCUGGUUCCAUCAUCGUCAUGGAGGGAAGAGUUUGGCAUACUUCAGGGGCUAAUAUCACAGUUGAUGCUGAUCGAGCAUUACUGUUCGGAUAUUAUACGGCGCCGUUCCUUCGGCAACAGGUCAAUUGGACUGCGGCCCUGUCGCAGGAAGUCCAGUCUUCGCUCAGUCCACAGAUGAGGGAGUGGCUAGGGUUGAACGUGACAGCGAACACUGGAAAGGUGUCGAACCUACAUUACCUGGCUGACCAAUACGGAAAAGGGAAAAUAUGA